GGCCCAAAACUGGCGUCCCAGGGUCGCGAAGCGGGCUCCCGGUCCGGUUCACGUUCCGGCUCACGUUCCGGUUCACGUUCCGCAUCGCACAGCUCCGGUUCGCGGCAUCCCGGAAGUUUAACGAAAACUCGGCGUAGAACAACACCACCUUACUACGCAUCAUCAACAAUAAAUACGACUACGACGACGACGAAGACGACAACAACGGCUACGAAAACGGCUCGUAGCAAUGGAGGAGGGGGAUCCCUCUCUAGCAGAGGAAGCGCAAAUGGAACGCAAUGCGGCCUUUGCGCCGUGGUUACUGCACUUUUUCGUAGGGCGAUGUGUAUCGCUGGAAGCAGACGUGGUUCCGGUGAAUCUUGUUAUCAAGAGCUUGCACCGGAUAUUCAUCAAGAAAUUUGUGCAUCCUCUUCGACGAAAACAACCACGAUUACUACGACCACCACCACAACAACAACAGCUACCGCUGCUGCUGCCGUUGUUGUUGCCGCUGCUGCUGCUGCUGCUGCUGCUGCUACUACUACUGCUGCUGCUACUGUUGCUUCUUCUUCUUCUUCUUCUUCUGCUAUUGUUUCAUCAACAGUUAACACUAUUCCAAACAUCACUGAUAUAAUUUCAACAACAACAACUACUGCUACCAUUACUACUGCUAUUAGUACUACUACCACUACUGUUACCACUACUACUAUUACAUCUACGACGCAUCGUCAUUCUAGACGAAGCUCACCGACGGAGACUGCUAGCCUCAAGGUCGACGAGCUCGGUGCCUGUGUUAAGGAGGCCGUGCAAGCGCAAGAGAGGCGGUCUGCCGAAAUAACUGUGAAUAGCGAGGAACAGAAUGGAGUAUAUGUGCGAAUCAGUGAAGAUGCCGCAGUACCAUCAAACGAAUCAACGGAUGACGUCAAGUUGCAACCAGAGGAACCGGAAGCAGCAUCCACGAGACGUUUAUCGGACGUCGACCGAAUUCUAUUGGAGAGUUUGGACAUUACACGAUCCAGGAUAAAACGUACUGGCAGAUUUUUAACGAUGCAUAAAAGAAGACGUAAAAGGUUACUCACAAGAUCUCUCAAUCAAGAACCAGCUAUCUUGGAUGACAUUUUUCAUGGUCUAGUUCAGUGUAUUUUGCAAAAAGCCGGAAACUGGCGAUUUAACGCUUUCACGUUGGAAACAGUGACGGGUGGACGUUCUCUGCCAGUAUUAUGCGUUCAUCUCUUUCAUUGGUACGGGCUUCUCGAAUAUUUUCAUUUAGACGUCGUCACGGUAUGGAAACUCUUUGCUUUUAUCGAAGAGGGUUAUCACAGUACAAAUCCUUACCACAACAGUAUACACGCGACGGAUGUGACUCAGGCUAUGCAUUGUUUCCUCCAAGAAGAAAAAAUCAGAACGCACUUAACCCAUUUAGAAAUUAUGGCUUCCUUGAUAGCUGCAGUAACGCACGAUUUGGAUCACCCGGGUGUAAAUCAACCGUUUCUUGUAGCAACGAGCAAUCAUCUGGCGGCAUUAUAUCAGAAUACGUCGGUUCUGGAGAAUCAUCACUGGAGGUCAGCCAUAGGAUGUCUUAUAGAAAGCGGUGUAUCCGAUCAAUUACCAGUUGACGUAAGAUCGGAACUUCAAUGUCAUAUCAGUUCGUUGAUUUUGGCUACGGAUAUCACAAGACAACAGGAAUUCCUUACACGUUUUAGGCAUUACCUGGAUGAAAACACAUUGGAUAUGAGGAAAUCGGAUAAUCGUCAUUUCAUAUUGCAAAUAGCAUUAAAAUGUGCGGAUAUAUCGAAUCCCUGUAGGCCCUGGGAUAUAUCAAGGAAAUGGUCCUAUAAAGUUUGCGAAGAAUUCUUUCGUCAAGGUGAUUACGAGCGUCGUUUAAAUUUACCUGUAACGCCCUUGUGCGAUCGACACUCAACGAGUAUUCCAAAAAUUCAAGUCGGAUUUUUCAAGUUCGUCGUAACCCCAUUGUACGAGGAAUGGCAUCGUUUUCUUGGCGAUGGUCUGAGCGUUUCAUUGAUGGAAUAUCUACGUAGCAAUCAAAAGAAAUGGGAAACUCUUAUCGCUCAAGAAACUGCCGAAGAUGCGGAGACUGAAAUUUCCGAGUUGGAGGAGGUUGAUGUUAUUAGUUCUGGGGAAGAACUAACUGCGGAAGAUGAUUCAGGAAGCAUAGAUUUAUUGAUUCCAACGGCAUACAUACAAGGUGCUCGAAGGCCCAGUUUACCAGGAAAAGCUAUAUUUGGUCGAGUUGGUAGACGUCAUUCUGUACCUCUAAGCGUAUCAAAGCCGUUAUCCUUAUCGAUUCAAAAUGCAGAUAGGAGGGAUAGUUUCCCGAGCGAACACGGUAAUAAAUCAAAGAAUCAUUUGAUUAAAUUGAAGGAUCUACAUCUUUUGGAGCCGAGUACAUUGUCAUUGUUAUCGUCUAAAAAUAGUAUUACUGGUGAUAUGUCGGAAAAAUCAAGUAUCGCGGAGAGACCGGUCAGCGCAGAAAAUCUUUUACCCGAACCCAGUAUAGCUAGUAUAACAAACAGUAGCGAAGCAUCGAGAUUAAGUACGGUCCUUCAGUCAGACAAUCAGAAAGUUGGUGUUGGUAGUUGUGGUGGUAGUGGUGGUACGCAAACUAAACAAUUGACAAGACAACAAACUUUCCCACCGUUACAACCAUACGCAAGAAUGAGAUAUAUGUCGGCAACCGCUGAAUUGUCACAAUGUUACACUCAAGUUCUAAUGGAGACCGAUAGUGUUUCCAGUUCUUCUUCGAGUCCAACCAAAGAUAAAUCUUGUUCUGGUGGUCGUUGUGGUACACCACCAGUACUCGACGCGGAUUUAAUUUCAUUGAAAAAAACGAACGGCGUUAAGUCAUCGAAGGAAUCUCUUACCACGGAUAUAUUGAACAGAAAGAGAGCGUCCGUGUUUACGGAAUUAAAUCGGCAAAAACUCGAGUCUGGUGUUAGCGCUGAACAUCCGCGACGACAUUCGAUGCAAGUUGCUCGUAACGAUGAUUUCAACGCGACUAAACAAACGCGACACAAACGACCAUCCUCCGCUCAGGGAAUUGACUCUACGGAAGUGUUUUAUGCUUCGUUAACUGGCUCGCACAGCAAUAAGGAUUCGACUAGUGAUAUGCAAAAGAUAGAAUCCAAUUUGGAAAUUAAGCCUAGUACGACGAAAUUACCUUCCGAAGAAAUACGUAAUAUUUUGGCUAAUAAAAUAUCCGAACAUACUUUAGUUCAUCAUCAUAUUAUUCACAUUAAGAACACGGAUUCGGAAUUACGUAGAUAUUCAACACCCGUAACCGAACCUAAACCAUUAAUUGAUAAUACCGGUAGGCGAUUCACUACGAUACCUGUGUCUUCUGAGCUUCCCACUCAUAAAUUUUUCAUCGGCAGUCCACCUGACUCCCCUCCACGAGUUCAAAGUGUAUCCUCUUCGAGCGAUAGUGGUAGUGAACCAAAAAAAAAUAUCCUUGAUUCCACUAUCGGUGAAAGUGCAGUUACUCCAACUAACAAAAAGGAUUCUGAUUAUGUGAGAGAAAAAGUUUUCAAAAUUCCUAAGCUAAAUUUCGAUGUGCAAAUGAAAGAGAAUGUCGAUCCACGUGGCGUCGAAGAAUCUAGCAAAAAUAUCGCUUUAUCGCGAAAAAACAGUCAGGGCUUGGAAAAGAGACGUGGUUCAGCGCCAGUAGCGUUAUUAUCAAGAUUAGAUGAUUUUACAAUGACUUCUAUGCAGCCAAAAGUAGACCAUAGUUGCAGACGUGGUUCUGUGCCAGCCGACAUUACUAGGCAUCAAGAUAGUUCAACAAAAGCAGGAUUUAAUCGUUUAGCAUUGGGACCACGAGAAGAAAACCUUCCCGCACCCAGAAGAGCUAGUCUUCCGCAAGAAGCUGCACUGAAGAAUAUUCUUGGAAAUGUGUUUUCCUUAUCCAAUGAAAGAGAAAAUUGUCCAUUGAUAAAUAAUAACAAUAAUAAUAACAAUAAUACAGAAAGUAGUAACAAUAAUGGAACAAACAAAGUAUUUGAUAUUACUGCACCUGGUCCUGGUAUGCCAUCACCUAGGAGAGGUUCAAUACCAGCAGAUAUAUCUGAGUUACGACGGGAAUUAUUUAGCAAAAGUGGUAACGUCAAUGGGAAACCUCGUAACCGGAAGAAAUUAAAGAGAAGAAGUAGCGGCGGACCAGAGAUGUUCGCAGGAAGUAUCGUCGAAGGAAAUGACAUUGGAACAUCCCAUAAAUGGAAGAGAGAACUUGGAAAGAGAGAUUCUGUUCCUGAACCACUCGUUAAACGGCGAGGUUCACUGCCCCUAGAUAUGGUAGCCGCUUCUCAUGCUGGAUCAGCAUCGGGAGUCCGAAGAUCCAGCCUGUGGAGGUUUUAGGUAGAAAGAGAAGAAGGCAUCAACAACAUCAUCAACAUCGGUCGACCAACACGAUGCAAUUCUUUCUCUGGAAUACCAGCUCUCCACUGGUGACACUUGGUUCUUGAAUUGAAUGAUCGGAUAUGAAGCAAGUAUAUUCUUCUAACCCAUGACGUGUUAAACAUGAACAAGUGCAAGUUCUAUAAACACUCAGCCAAAAUAUUGACAUUAGUUGUUACACAGCAGCAGCAACAGCAGUAAAAUACAAUAACAAGGCUUUAAUGGAAAUUCUAUUUUCAUUGUGUGAUGAUGAUGAUGAUAAUAAGUUAUUAUGAUGAUCGUAUUGAAAUUAUAAUAGUAAUCUUACGUUUCUUUCUACUACAAAACAACAUAAAUCAAUCAAAAGCAUGCGUUGUAAAACGUAUUUAUCGGUUUCAAGUAUUAUAUAUUUGUAUUGUUAAGAUUUAACAUUGAAAAUAUGAAAUAAUUAUCGAAUUAGGGAGGGAGAAAGAGAGAAAUACGAUCAUGAGAGGAUGACUAAGGAAAAAAGCAGAGAGAGAAUUAAACAAGCGAUAAUAUUAUAUUGAAGUCUUCCUUGCGCCUAUAUGGAAGAAAAGUAAAAAAACAAAAAUAAAAUAAAAUAAAGUGUUCUCAUUAAGGGAAACAAUGUGAAACGUAAUAAUGUGCGUGUCACAUUAAUUUGUGCCAUACGCCAAAUUUUGCUAAGAUACGCUAAAUAAUACAUUUGUGUGAUCUGGCAAAAGAAGAAGAAGAAGAAGAAAAAAAAAGAAACUCUUACAUUAGUACGCAACUGCGUGCCCGCAGCUCAAGUCAAAUAUGAUAUAAUAAAUAUGCUCGUGUGUUUACUAAGAAUUUAAAAAGAAUAAAAAAAAAAAUUAUACACAGUCAUACACAGGGUUCAAUAUGACGAUUUUAAUAAUAAUAAUAAUGAAAUAAUAAUAAUUACAAAAAAAAAUAUAUAAAAAUAUAAAAAAUAAAAAAAGCCUAGAUAUGGAGAAGAAGAAAAGACUGGUAGAGAAACUCUCUCGACGCUAUAGAAAUAGACGAUUUAAUGAAAGAAUUUAGAUUGAGAAAAGCGAAGCGUGAUAUCUUCGUUUAUUAUUAUUACUAUUAUUAUUAUUAUUAUAAUAUAUUAGAUUAAAUUAAAUUUUUAAUUAUAAAAUGAAUAUAUAAUUCUACUAAAACGCCGGAGUAAUAUUAUUUACGAUUGGUUGUUUCGAACGAGCCUUCAAUUAAUUACUAUUGACUUACAAUUAAUCUGGAAAUUUUUUAUGGGUUCAAAUUUGCUGUUCGAAAUUAUACAUUUUUGUUCAUUUAUUUAUAAAUGUACGUGUGUGUAUAUUAAAAAUAUAGUCACACAAGAGAGACAAGUUCAUCCAAUUUCUUAUAUGAUUGAAUAGUAGCAUCUAACGUAAGCAUAAAACAAAAUGAAACAAAAAAGCUAUUUAAGCUGGUUUUCAUAGGCAUAUAUACUCAACCAUAGGGGAAAGAGGGGAAAGAAAAAUGAUUUCCUUUUACCAUUCAAAUACCACCAGGAGUAGAAAAAGUUGGUAGACAUUCCGCUGGAAAAAGUAGUAGUAUACAUUGUAUAAAGUAAUGUUUAAGAGUGAAUUAUAGUAAUUACUAGUUAUGAAACUAAUACUAUAUUGUCAUCAUUGAUUUUCAUCAAUCUCAUUGUCAUAGUCUUAUCAUUAUAUUGUAAUUACAAAUAGUAUCCCGAAGAUGUUAGCAUAGAUAGACAUUGGAAGUAUAAAUUAUAAUACGACGAGCAUGAUUCAUCUUGAAAUUAAUAGUGAAUUAAUUGUUUUGAUGAUUUCUUAGCAAUAAAAACAAAAAAAUAA
Messenger RNA from Polistes dominula (European paper wasp), 6191 nucleotides. RefSeq lists its product as uncharacterized. Gene Ontology annotation, molecular function: 3',5'-cyclic-nucleotide phosphodiesterase activity. The record is from RefSeq and is a predicted model, not a curated record. Gene Ontology annotation, biological process: signal transduction. Lineage: Eukaryota; Metazoa; Arthropoda; Insecta; Hymenoptera; Vespidae.